GAUUUCGCCUGACGUUUGGAAAAUUUGUUUACAUUUAAUCGCCGACUGGUGUUUACUCCGCGACACGCCACAGAAACGGAACGAAGCCAACGAAUCACAGAUUAUCUUCUAUUGAUUAAACUGUAGUCAAUCUGUUGAUCUUUCCUUUGAAUAAGCUCUCCCAUUCGUAAUGUCGGACGAGGAAGUGAUUCGACGCCGCUUGCAAAUCGAUGGCGAUGGCACAGGAGACGACCGCCGUUUGAAUGAUCUGCUGAAAACCUUCGUCAAGUGGUGCAAUUCUUCGGACAGUCCAGAAAACAGUCAAGCCAUCCACGAUCGAUUGCUCGCCCAGUUGGCUCAAUGCGAAUUUGCAAUGAAAAAGUCGGAUUUCUCUGCCCGGGUAAUGGAGCAGGAGCUGAAGAACUAUGCCACAAUCUCCGACACCAUCGAAUCGGGAAUCGAAACAGCUAAAACACAAAUCGUCCAGAGCAAACAGAACCUGGUGUUGGCCAAGAAAAUCCGCAAAAACCGUAUGGAGUACGAUGUGUUGGCCAAAAUCAUCAGCCAGCAGCCUGACCGGAAGAACACAAUCAAGGAGCUGGAAACGCUGAAGCAGGAAAUGGAUCAACUGCAGGAGAAGAAGGCAGUUCUCGAGCGCAAGCUGGAAACAAAGAAGAAGGACUUUACCGUUCUGAUGCGAUCGAUCGUCGAGCUGCAGAACAAGCUGGACGCGAUCGAGGAGGAUUGCCAAGAUAUCGUCGAGGACAAAAUGUCGUGCGACGAUGAACCGAUUAUUGUAAGUGAUACGGUUAUGAUCGACGAUACUGAAAACGAAUCGCCGAGGAAGAGUUGAGUUCAGCUGGUAUUAUAGGAAUAGUCGUUAGGGUAAAACGUCCUCAUCAAAAAUAAACGAAUCUAAAACAAUUUUAUUUUCAUCUGAGACGUUUUUGGAAGACGCCGAAAAGUGAACGAAAUGCGAGUUGUUCGUUCAAGAAUAUCGUCGAGUCAAACUAGGUAACCCACUUAAAAAAAAGCUAUAUUGCAGUAGAAUAUACAUUUUCAUCUAUCAAA
Aedes aegypti (yellow fever mosquito) is the source of this 1050-nucleotide messenger RNA. RefSeq names its product THO complex subunit 7 homolog (gene thoc7). Gene Ontology annotation, cellular component: THO complex part of transcription export complex. The transcript is spliced from 4 exons. Gene Ontology annotation, biological process: mRNA processing. The record is from RefSeq and is a predicted model, not a curated record. NCBI's taxonomy places the organism in Eukaryota, Metazoa, Arthropoda, Insecta, Diptera, Culicidae. The coding region runs from base 170 to 832 and encodes 220 amino acids.